AUGGACGCGCAAGUGCAACGUAUAACGAACGCGUUGGCGCUUGCCCGCGUGGCCGUCGAAGCCGACCGCAACGCCGAGUACGUCUCUGCCCUCUGGAAGUACAAAGAGUUGGUGGUGGCAUUGGAGGCGGAGCAGGCGCACCUGCCCGCCGAGGUGCGACCAGCAGCGGCCGAGCGCAUCGCCCGAUACCGUGCACGCGCCGUCGCCCUCGAGAAGUGCAUCCCAAAGAAGGCAGCGCGGCCGGGCAGCAACUUCGCCUCGCGUGGGAUCGGCACCCUGGUCCGCAAGGAGGUCGCCAAGGUCAACUUCGUGGAGGAGAUGAUCCACCCCGCUACGGCCAAGAUGAUGGAGGCGCCACCAAUCUCCAACCUGGCCCGACCAUUCUGGCUCAUCAAGGUGCUUAACACGACGAUCACGACGGGCGGCUUCAUCACACCGAAGCUCUACAUCUCGCGCACGGAGCCAGCAAGGCGCCAAAUUCACGGCGUGCAGCAAAAGAUCGCAGGCCUCCAGACUUUGCUCGAAGCCCUCUCCAAGCUUUCGCCGAACGAUUCCAGCAACAAAGACUUCUUCAUCCGACAACUGGAGGAGCUAUGCUCGGUCCUGGAUAGCGUGCAGAGUGGACUAUCGCGCCACCUGGCGUUCAUCAAAUCCAAGGAGGGGUCCAUUCUGAAGGGAAUGGCGAGAGGAGCUGGUCUACUCAAAACAGGUCUUGCCGGCGGCCAGAUGGAUGACUCCUACGUCCAGCUGCUCUCCCAGACCUUCCAAAAGGCCACCUAUUUCGAAAAUUGGAUCGUGCAGUGGGAGAAGGGUGCCAAAGAGGUGGUGGAUCUCCUGAAAAGAGUGUCAGACUUCUUCUACAACGUCAUCCUAGCCUUUGCUAUCAGGCACGGACACCUAACUCGCCCAACUCGAGCCGUUGACGUAAUGACUAAUCACGAUUGGCUGCGAUGA
Messenger RNA from Acanthamoeba castellanii str. Neff, 954 nucleotides. RefSeq lists its product as uncharacterized. Bases 1 to 954 code for a protein of 317 amino acids. The transcript is spliced from 12 exons. The record is from RefSeq and is a predicted model, not a curated record. NCBI's taxonomy places the organism in Eukaryota, Discosea, Longamoebia, Acanthamoebidae.